Molecule: messenger RNA, 2085 nt
Organism: Aspergillus ibericus CBS 121593
Lineage: Eukaryota; Fungi; Ascomycota; Eurotiomycetes; Eurotiales; Aspergillaceae
Exons: 10
Coding region: 1-2085 (694 amino acids)
Biological process (GO): protein sumoylation; Golgi vesicle transport; regulation of GTPase activity
Molecular function (GO): zinc ion binding; SUMO ligase activity
Source: RefSeq, a predicted model, not a curated record
AUGGCUUCUGCUGGCCAAUUUUCAGAUACACAAAAUCUGGUUGCUCUUGUCAAGACAUUGACCAAUGCGCAACUCAAGGAUAUUCUCAGGAAUGAGGGGCUCGCUGUCUCCGGAGUGAAGGCUUCGUUGCAGUUACGAAUUAUUGACUUUAUUGAUAGACUUAGCCAAGCAGGGCAAGUUGAGCAGUAUGAUAACCUGAGGCAAUCCAUCUAUGCUACAGCACGACGGCCAGUCCCUACCCCCUCCACGACGCAGUCCGUUCCCACUCAACAUUUUCAACCUCACCCAGUCAGCCAGCCUUUGUCUACGCAGCAGAGACCUUCGCCUUUGAGCAUACAAAUGCCCUCACAUGGACUUACACCUGUACGCGAACAAACUAGAGACAGUGUGGAGCUCAAAGUUGUUCUUACACCAAAUGUAGCGUCUAGGCUACAGGCUGAGCCAAAUCUUCGGGUGAUGGUGUAUUGCGCUGCAGAUACAGGCCUCAAUCAAUUUACCAAGUCGGAUGUUGCGUUUCCUCACCAAGUUGAACUUAAGGCAAAUCUUGAUGAGGUGAAAGCCAAUUUGAGAGGUCUAAAGAACAAACCUGGUACAACAAGACCAGCCGACGUAACCCAAUAUAUCCGCAAGAAGCCUGGGUAUCCGAACAACAUUGUCAUGACCUAUGCUCUUACCCAAAAGCGGUUCUUUGUUCUCGUAAAUCUUGUUAAGCGGCAUCCCGUCGAAGAACUCGUGGUAGAAUUGAAAAGGAGGAAGACUAUUUCGAAGGAACAGGUCUUGCGAGAAAUGAGAAGUAAAGCAGGCGAUUCAGAUAUUGUUGCCACGUCCAGUGUUAUGUCACUCAAGUGCCCUUUAUCGACUCUUCGAAUCGAGGUCCCUUGUCGUUCUGUUAUAUGCACCCACAACCAAUGUUUUGACGCGUCUUCGUUCUUGCAACUCCAGGAACAAGCGCCAACUUGGUCUUGUCCUGUUUGUUCCAAAGCUACAAGUUUCGAAUCACUACAGAUUGACCAGUAUGUCGAUGACAUACUUCGUUUAACCUCGUUAGACGUUGAACAAGUCAUUAUAGAACCGGAUGGCCGAUGGUCUAGCCCCAAUCACGAAGAGUCUUCGAAACCGGGCGGGUUUACUCCAGCAACGGAUGAUGAUGAAGACUUGAUUGAGAUCAGGGAGCCUGGAGUUACGCCUAUCAAACAAGAAUCUCUCUCAGAUCCAACUCUUUUGGUGCACCGGACUCCCACGCAGUCACGAGAGCCUUCGGCAGCAUCAUCAGCGGCUCAUUUAUCCACAAACAAGCGCAAUGCUGCUCAGGUGAUCGACCUUACCGGAAGUGAUGAGGAGGAAGAUACCCCGAUCAGGCCUGCUAAGCGGCCAGCGUACAAUUCAAUGAACCGGCCCUCGCCUAGGCAGGAUUUUUGCAACCCGUACAAUGGGGGCUUUCUAAAUGGAGACAUCCAAUUAUCAAGCCAGCCUAGUUCUGAAUAUCCUACUCAGGCCGGAACGGUCUUUGUCAUGUCUUCCGACAUACCGGCUUCGCCCCCCAAUGCUUCGGAUCCUCAUGCACGGCUCCUCGGCGCCUCAUGUCUUGAUUUCCUCCUGAUAGAGCUCGUCCCUAUGGCGGAGCGCAUGGCAAAAGAACUUGCCUCAGGAGAGAAGUCACCAGAUGAUGAAGAAAUCCGGGAAACUACCUUUUUCCGCCUCGAAUCUCUAGGUUACAGAGUUGGACAAGGACUCGCAGAACGCAGAUUCUCUCGAGAUCGCCCGCGAUUUGCGGAUAACCUGGACAUCAUCAAGUUUCUGUGCAAAGACCUAUGGACGAUUCUAUUUAAGAAACAGGUUGAUAAUUUGAAGACCAACCACCGGGGUGUAUAUGUCUUGACUGACAACUCCUUUCGUCCGUUUGCAAGGAUGAGUACAUCUGUUCGAGGUGAAGCGGUAUCUAUGGCUCAAGCGUACUUAUGGUUUCCAUGCGGUGUCAUUCGCGGUGCUCUAUCGAAUUUAGGUAUUACAACUACUGUCCAAGCGGAAUCUGCUGAGCUUCCAGGCGCAACCUUCCAAAUCAAAACCGUCAACCCCAAGCCUUGA